Spirometra erinaceieuropaei is the source of this 10854-nucleotide messenger RNA. Lineage: Eukaryota; Metazoa; Platyhelminthes; Cestoda; Diphyllobothriidea; Diphyllobothriidae. The record is from the annotation of a GenBank genome assembly.
AUGGAAAACGAGGAGAGGCCCACGGAACUGGAGGCAGACGGUGAUCCGUCAAUCAAACUGAACCCGAAUGCCGUUAGUCCAGGGCGAUUUAUCAAUUACGCCGCCAGUGAGUAACUUCCUCCGCCUCUGCUUGGAGUUAUUAUGUUUGGCCAUUAUUAACUUUCGCAUCUUCUUUACUUUCCCUCUCUCCUCCCCCCCCCCCUCCUCCUUCUCUUUCGCGGAAUUUUUGGUUGUUCUGUCGCUUUUUCGCUUUUUUACACUCCAUCGUUUGAGAAGGUUGUUGGGAUUUCAGGGUCGGAUGUCGGUAUUGGGUGCGGCUUUCGGCUCACCAGGUUACUGUGCAUGAUUUUUACUGCUAUCACAUACUCAUCCAUAAAAACUCACACCUUUUGAAACGACUCAUAAUUUCCUCAGCCUUAAUUCGCUCUUAUGCGCUUUCGACUGAGGUUGACUCUUCUGCCCCGUUUAUUCUGGCCGAUUAAUGACGUCGUCCAGUAACAGAGGUUUUACUGUAUUCCAGACGUAGGUACUGGUUAAAAAGAAUUUGACAUGUGUUUCACCGCGGUGUCAGUUGCUGCAUGAUGUGGCUCGGAGGGGUUCAUCUCUCUCGUAGGUCCUUCAGUCGUCUCUGCAAGGUUCCAGGCAUAUGAAGUCCGUUAAGGUCUACGCCUAUGCGUCCUUGAAAAAAAAGAGCGAAAUUCUCGCGUUGGGUUUUUAAGUCAGCAAAUGUAACUCCGCAUUAUCUUGGCUUUCGUUGAACCAUGAAAUUUGCAGAGUUUUUCAUUUUCUAGUCUAUUUCGAAAUAGAAGAAUUCUUCCUCGUGCCUGGAUUUGAUCGGGCUACGGCUAAUAUAUGAUCAGGGACAUCAAAUUACUGCACCUUUUGUUUCUUUGUUUGCAGGUCGAGCCAGGUUGCACAGUUCUGCCCUAACCUGCCAGUUCCUGCCCCUUCGGUGCACUGAGGCUGAUCAGAUGACGCUGGAGGCCAUGAAUUUUCUCUUGUCCGCAAACAACGUCUUUGGCAUCUACUCAGAGUCCCCCUUUUUUCGACCCGUCACCCUCCUACGGCCUGUACAGUUUGCCUGCCCAUCCAACGUCCUCCUUCAAUACCCUGAUCCCGAGAACAUGGUCCGUACGUUGCGAGAUCUGGCAGACCAGAAGGUAACUAGUAUCCCCCUGCUGUCUAUUCUCUCGGGUGCCAAGCCGAAUGCCGCCUCCCUGGGUUUCCACACUGGCUAUCUGACCUACAGUUUCACCCUCGUGCUCGACAACAAUACGAUGCGUAUUCUGGUGGAUCAGUCACGACGACCGCAUGAGUGCGUCUGCACUUCGUGCUUGUUUGUUUAUCUUCUAAUCAACAUUGAGCACCAGUUACUUGUCACUGCCCUUUCAAGAUGACAUGGUUUCCCUUAGAUAGUUAAACUUGCUGCCUCCUGUUCACGCCUUGUCUUUGUGCUUUAGCGGCGCUGACAAGUACCGUCUCAUUCUUCGGUUGGCAUGGGCCACGUCCGGACUUUACAUGCCACGUGACAAGUCCAAUCUCUCUCGCGUGCUGGCCUGCGAAGUGCUACCUCGCUGUCUCUCCGUCCGCGUUGCUCGUCGCAAUGUCACGCUUCCCGAUCCCAUCUUUCAUGGCGGCCAGGCGCAGAAAUUUGGUCAUCGUCUUCGAUUUGCAAUCGACAUUACUGACAAGGUUGUUUUUCUGUUCCUUCGGGUCUACUGCAUGUCCUGGCUUGUUCUGUCUGAGCGUUCAAAAGAGGGAGUAGGAGACGAUUUAAACAGCCGUGGGGAGAUGAAUUUCUCAGUGUUUAGAAGUCGAACUCCAGUCCAUCUUCAGAAAUUUGCCAGCUCUGUUGUCUGCGCCCAGUUGGCACAGUCCGGUCAGUUGGUAGUUGGGCAUCUGGAGGGGUGUCUGUGCGGUCAUCUGCGCGACAUGCUCCCGUUUUCAAUGUCAGGCUGUUUUGCGGCGGCUGUGGGACUAAUCCGUUUCGAUCAGUGCGGUAAAGCAGCCACACUGUUCACUCUCCAGUGAUGGAGUCUGGCAUGCCUUUGUAACUUGAGACAAAAUCGACCUGACUGACUGGGUCCUUUUCUUGUGAAUUGAUUGCUAGGACACAUAUCUUAAAUUAUUCGUACCAGAGGAGUUUAAGGGGAAAUUCCCGGACACCGUCAGUGAAGGAAAACAGCUGGAGUCUGUCACGUGUGUCGCGCGAGUCCACACAGUUUUAUUAUCGACUGAUCUUUCUCGUACUUGCAGAUUGUAACUCGAUCAAACUUCUCAGUCCGCUGUCGGGGUGUUGAAAUUGACCUAACCUGGCUGCACGCCCCUCUGCAGGACCACGCUCUGCCGCUGCUUGAAAUGGUCGGCUCCGGGUCCUGUACUCCUAUUCUCAAUCACUUGCUCAACCUUCCCCUUGUUCAAGUCACUCUGGAUCGUGUGCAGCCGAUACCGGAGUUUGUGCGCAUGUUUUCGUCGGCUGUUGCUGGCGAACCAGUCACAGACCCUCCUCCGGGUUGCAAGCCUCCUCGCUUGCCGUCGGAGACCCCAGAAGCUCUUGCGGGGGUGUACGACUUUUGUAUGUCCUCUGAUCGCGUGAUCGCGGCUUCUGAAACUUUAGUGAGUCCUUCUCUCCCACACUGAUUUAUGUUUUGUAAAUUUGAUGUCUAAUAUCAAAACAUCGUGCGAAGUGUCCGUAAGUUUAGGCGACUAUUUGAGUCCCAGUUGUGCAGUAGGUUGGAUAACUCUUGAAAUGUCACGAGUUACCACAAGAAAAUCAGUAUAACGCAAAAUUCGUCCAAGCUGCCUUACAGCAGAGGAAAACGACUGUUAUCAAGAAGAGGACAUAGUUGGGUCUACAAAUUACUACUUACAAACAUAGAUAUAAUGAAUUUCUCCUGCGAACUGGAAUUUCAGAAAAUUGUUAUUGCAUAUUGCGUAAAGAAGGCUAACUGUGAAGGGUGCAUUAGGACGGCGACACAUGAAAGGGGAGAAAUAAUGAAAGACAAUAGCAAGUACAAAGGCUGAGUACUUUGUUGAUUGUCCACUUGCAUCUAACGCAACAGGGAUCCCCUCAGACAUGAAGAUUGCAUGUUGUCUGUAGCGGGUUGUUCAGUGUGGUUAUCUGACACAAAAUCAAACGUUUUUUGCACGGAAGAUUUCAUUUUUAUGCCUUGUGCUAACUUCUCUUAAUGAGUAUGAAAAUAUUUUUGAAAGGAUUAAGUUCCAGGGCGUUUGCGGAGAGGGUGGCUGUUGUCAAAAAAAGAUUAAAUUAGAGUUGUAAGCUUUAUCAAAUUCAUACCUCUUUAGCGCGAUGGUCAGAGGAAUUAUCAUGUAAUAUGAUGGCACCCAUUUGGCGUCGGUGGAUGUCGUUGUACCUGAAGACAUCCUUCCCAGUGUUGAUGGGCACCGUGCUAUUGAUGGUGUCCGUAGUCGACCGCCGGCCUGUCUGUUCUCCGAAUUUGAUGGCCAUCCAAACCAUUGACCGUCGACAGUUCUUGAAGAUUGCCGUCCAUACGCUAUGCUCUUUCGGAAAGUUCUCUCUACAUAUUACCGUCUGGGUCUACUUCGUAGGUUUGUCUAAAAAUAAGGCCUUAUCUCGGAAGUGCGGCUGCUGGUUAGGCUCGAAAGAGAGCCCGUAAGGCACUACGGAACGUAAGAACAAUCGGUGAGGACCUCCUACCAUUGUAUAUUCCCAAUCGAAUCGGACAAGGCAUGGGGCUCGUGGUCUAUUGGUUAGAGGCGUGGACUUCUAAGUAACAGGUCGAGCCUCAGGUGGUCCACACCUUGGGGAUGGGUAUGACUGGCUGACGACGGCUAAUAAGCCAGAAAUGGCCAUUCCAGUCUCCCUUGUCUUUGUCGGUAAUGCCAUUCUGCCUAUAUCAUGCGCCGCUGUGCGGCUGCUGGUUGGGCUCGAGAGACAGCUUUUAAGGCACAACGGAACGAGUGAUUUCCUUAAGAACGAUUGGUGAGCGCCCCUUUCCGAAUAAAAAGCGUUAUUCGAUAAGCUUUCCGUUUUAAAAACGGCAUCCUUUUCUUGAUUAGGUUCAUAGAGAGCAUCUACGGAUACUCCCCGUGAAUGGCUUCAAUGGGCAUGUAGUGAUAGGUUGUUAGUGUGCGACCAAUAAAGUCGUUGUCUUGCCUACUUGUGGACCGUUUUUGUCCACAAUGCUUAUUUCUGGACACGGAUCUAUCUCUAAUAAUUCGCCACAGGGUGACAGCGCUCGAUUUACAAUUGUUAUACCUAGUAAUUCUGGGUGUGAUAAAGCAAACUACCGUCAAACCAAUCUGUCACGGAAUUUUAUGACACGAAAGGUCACAAAUUUACAAAACGGAUUUUUAUGGGCUGAAUUUACUCCUUUUUUCUUGCAAACAAAGCGAUUUCUCAUACCCGCCCCACCUGAUUUUCAUGGAGGCAGAAUCUAAUUUUAUGCCUCCUGAAGGGAUUUAUUUCACACUUCUCCUGUUUUUGUUAAUCGUUUUUCACGACUAAACAUGGGGUUUUGAUCAGUGACUUUCAGUUGGGUAGGAAAGUUCAGGAUUCUUCAUAACGACGUUUCAUCAGUUAGGCAGUUUGAUGCGAUCCUGAUGAUCGAGUGAGGUUUGCGCGCCAAAGCAACUUCUCUGGCACCUGAUGCUAAUCUGUCAUUUUUACUUAAUGACGCCUAGAAUAUUAACUCCAUUCCUCAUCACAGCGUAGAGUUGCCGCGAGUUUCUUAGCGUUUUUUGGCACUCGAAGUUCCCUCUCAGGCCUGGCCUAUAGUUGCCAAAAUUCCUACAAACACAAAACCCCUAAAGUUAGUUGACUUGCUGCAUUUUCCACUUUUGUCGCAGGUAAUUAGCCUUUUGCACUCUUUUCCUAGGCAAUGAUAAGGUCCAAACUGACCUCCGAAGAUGAUUUGCAGUCCGAUGGAUGGAUUCCUGUUUCCUUGCUCUGCCCCCUCGCGCUUACCCGCAUCGAAGUGAGUUCAGGCACUGUCAGCGAUACUGUUGCGCCGUUAAUGUCAGAGUUUUCUGGCACGACUGUGACCUCUGACGGAUCUGUUAGUGAGGAAAAUUUAUCACAGAUAUUUUCACCAGUAUUUAAUAGCUCUUUAAAAAAGGGCCUAGAACUUUCCUCUAGUCAUAUUUUGAGUGCAGCACAACUGGGUCACUCUAUAAUUUUAAAAAGCAUCUUUCGGACAGCCACUUGCAUUUCUGUUGCGGAUUUUGUAUUUCCCGCAAACGUGGUUUGUUUUCGUGGUGUCUUACGCGCAGUUUCUUGCCAGUGACAGUGUAUUGCCCCGGUAAUACUGAAAAUUCUUUACUGAUUUUGCGUUAACCUUUGAGCGUAUAAAUUUUGUCUUCGCUUUACUUUGCUCAUGCACAGUACACGUCAAUUUAACUCAGCAACCCGUGCUCAUUAAAAGACCCGUGAUUCUGCCCUUCCAAAUGACGAAACAGAGUCAAGAUGACCUGAAAUGACAUUGACGCGGUGACUUCCCUUAUAUACGUACCACAAACGGUCGCGCCUAAGUGUGUGCCGCGACAUUGAUUCGGACCCCACGGAGUGGGACUGCCAUAGAGGUGGAUUAAGAAUGCUGAGGAGUGUGUUGGUCAUAAAAUGAAGGAGGCAGAUAGCCAUCAUGACCCCCUAAAGCCAAAAUGGAGCAUAAGUCAGAUUCGGGAACGUCAUCUCUCUUGUUUUUAUCCAUAAUGUGACAUGUGGGUUGAAGAGGAGUUGAGAGAACAAGAUAAUUGUAUACGUUGUUAAAACGACUUUGAGUGCAAUAACUGCGGGGUUGUUUCCGCGGAGGAAACUUUAUUUUUUCGUCGAGAGCGCUGGAAGGGACUUUAGAGUCCAAUGUAAGAAUCCUGUCUCCUCUCCAGAUCCCUGUGCGCUCAGUGAACUGUGACCAUCUGCAGUGCUUUGAUCUGUCCUCCUAUCUGACGAUUAACAAGAGGCGUCCUCGGUGGUCCUGUCCUGUCUGCAGUUCGCCUGCCCCAUUCCGCGAUCUGCGACGCGACGAGUAAGUACUUUUGCCACCUCCACUUUGGCUACGUUGUUUCUUAGAUUGCCUACCUUAUGUGCUAACUUGUCGUAACCAUCUGGAAAUGGUAAUUUGUGCUCGUGUCAUUCGUUCAUCGAGGGUUUUAUUCAGACGCCUGACCAAUACGCACAGGAUGGUGAAACUAGGAUCAGAGGCAUGACUGCGUUCUGUCAAUUACCCAACAGCUGGGGAAAGCGGAUUUUUUCACUCUUCAGUGCGUUUAAAAAAUUGUUAACCUGUCAACUGCCUGUGUAUUCAGCCGAUGUACUUUCAUCCACGAAUACAUUCAUUUCGUAGCGCUCAAAGUGGGUGCAUCAUUGGUUCUGUUUUACUAAACUCUUCAGCUUCUUCGUCCAGCUGAUGGCUGAUCCGAGUCUCAAGGAUGCCAAAAUGGUUCACGUAGAUGCCAAUGGACACUGGCGAGAGGCCUCCAAACCCACCGAGGGUGAUUUCUCUGCUACUGUUUCCGCCAACGAGUCGAUUCCCGGAAUUCCUACCGACAAGCCCACAAACGCUGCUAUUCCCUCACUGCCGAAUGGGACCUCUACGAUGUCGCCUUGCAUACUGGAGUCGGAUUUAUCAUCUGAGCCGGUGGCUCCAAUAGAGCCUGAUGUCACUCAAUCCAUUGACUGUGUCGUUCUCAUCGACGACGACGAUGAUGACGAUGACCAGGAGGGUGAUGAGACGCAACCGGAGCAGCCCACUUUUGCUCAUUCCACGUCUUUGAAUGAUUUCUGCGCCCCGUCUCCUCCCGCUGCUGUCACUGAUGAACAGCCAGCUGAGCUUCCUUCUGCGGCGCCGGAAUUUGCAUCGACGAAGUAGGCGGCUUUUUCCCAUUCUCCCUUGGUAAUUUGUUCAGUGGCCAGUCAGUUUUGCCUUUCCAUUUGCAUAUCUUUUCUUGCACACAAAGCUAGAUGCGCUGUCGACAAAGGUCCAUUCAGUGCAGGCAAUACCAGUUGGUAAAUGCAACAGUUGGUACUCUGCCGGUUUGAUUUUUUGUUGGUGUGGGCCUGCAUAUGCAGUUUUAUUCCUCUUUCCAUUUCCAACCACAACGUUCUAGCCUGUUUGUCGAUCUGGCUGCAAGCUCAGACGAGGAACCCGAUGUGACGAUGGCAUCUACCCCACCACUUUCUAAUCCCCAACCAUCGGUAGCGCAGGCACCAUCAUCGGCUUCCCUCACCACAACGGAGAGCUACAGUCUCCCGGCUGUGAUUCCGCCUCCUUCCCUCGCGUGCCUCUCCGUGGACAUCGCUCCACUUCUUCCUAUCGCCUCGCAACCCCUAAACAUCACCAGUCAUGAUUCGCAAUCUUCUCCUCCCCCUGCUGCUGAUGCUGCUGUUGUCAACGCGGCUCGGACUUCCACCACCACACAGGCAUCCCCACCUCCAAACAAGGCCACUGGGUAAGGAUUGAAUGUGUAAGCCUAUCGGACAUAUCCAACGCAGGGACCCCUGUAAACGGGUGUGGUGGUAAUGGGGGUUUUUCGGGUGGAUCACAUGGAAGCGAGGGCUAAAAAGUGAAAGGGAAAGCACAAGAAGGCGCAAGUAAACCGCAAGGUUGUUUAAACGCUCCCCCCCCCAAUGAAGUCAAGAAGCUGAAGCGUGUACACCCAACGCUAAAUGUGCUGUCGACAUAGGUCCAUUCGGUUCAGGCAAUACCAGCUGGUAAAUUCAGCAGUUUUGGUUUUUGUUGGUGUGAGCCUGCAUAUGCAGUUUUAUUUCUCCUUUCAUUUCCAACCACAACGUUCUAGCCUGUUUGUCGAUCUGGCUGCAAGCACAGACGAGGAACCCCAUGUGACGAUGGCACCUACCACAUCACUUCCCAAUCCCCAACCCUGGGCAGCACCGACGCCAUCAUCGAUUUCGCCCACCACAACGGAGAGCUGCAGUCUCCCGGCGGUAAUUCCGUCCCCCUCCCUCGCCCCAAUUCCGUCCGUCCUCCCGCGGCCCCUAAACCUCGUCGGAAAUUCUACGCAACCUUCCCCCGCUGCUGAUGCUGCUGUUGUCAGCGCCGCUGGGACUUCCUCCACCUCGCGGGAAUCCCCACCUCCGAACAAGCUAAACAAGGCCACUGGGUAAGGAUUGAAUAUGUAAGCCUAUCCGACAUAUCCAGCACAGGGACCCCUGUAAGACGGGUGUGGUGGUAAUGGGGGCUUUUCGGGUGGAGCACGUGGGAGCGAGGUCUAAGAGAUUUUAGGAGAGAGGCAAUUGGACGGUCAAGGCCACUGAGGCUGAACGGACUGCAACGCGGACUAAUAGGAACGUGAUGGGGACACUAAUGCCGUAGAAAGUGAGUGUCCGUUUGUAAAAUAAAUUGUAACAAACCUAACUAGAACGAGAGCUACGAGUGCUACGAGUGGAGAAAAAACAGCCUCCUAAGGUGAGUUUGGGGAUUAUGACGACGAAAAUAGGAGGGACGGAGUUCGGACGGGAUUGGGAAGACGGGGAUGUCCUAUGGCAGGGACAGGCUCGAUGCGAGUCAAGUCUUGUUGUGUCCGGGCAGCGGAAGCGAUGCGGGAUCGGCGAUGGCGUCCAGAAGGCGUCCUGGGUUUCAAGAGUGCCCAGUGUCAGUCGUCCUUGGUUUUUCUAGGGCCUCCGGACGACUUGGAUAGGUUUACAUAGAAUUGACCCAUGGAUAUAUAUCACUCAAACGGCUAGGAUACACGAAAGUAGGUUGUAACUAAUAGCGGGAGCGGGGUCCAGUCAAUCAUGUCAGGGAUUGAAAAAUCGAAAAAUGUUAGUUUUAAAACACAAGCGGGGCGAGAGCGGAAGGGCGCAGAAAGUUGCAUGUGGUUAGUCGACCUUUGACCACGGUAGGCGCGGAGCCUGGACUAGGUUCUUCUGGGCGCUUAGGGUCGGUUUUGAUAACCUGAUGAAGGCCGCCUCUGCUGUUGCUAACAAGCGCUGGCCCAGCAGAUUAGUUUAGCUCGAUGGGACCUUAUAAAUCCCACGAAAAUCUUUGCCGGGGUCCACACGAUGCCCUGAAUCAACUGCAUGAGCAUGAAUGGCGCUGCAUAUGCUCCUAGUUUCGCCUUUUGUCAGCCAUGCGCGGAGGUGUUCUCGUAUUCUUUUGGAUAGACGCCGACUCGUACGACCAAUAUAACCUGCUCCACAGGAUCACGUGAAGGAUUACGUGGACAUUGAGGUGGUCGGAGGUGCAGCCUAUCCUUACCACGUAAAACAGGGAUAGUAGAGGGUCAGAUCGCAGUUCGUAACCUGUGGUGUGUAAGCCAACCGGUAGAUGCCUCUCUGACGGGACCCGUGGGAAAAAGGGGUUUUAAGGGAGGGGUAAUUGGAUAGCGGCUUAUGAGGAGAAAAUUAAGUAAAGGAAGAGGUAAAGUUUUCAUGAGUAAAUAGUGAGGUUUUAGUGAGGUGAAAUAACUGUAAAAAAUCAAGGAGAGGCCCGUCACACGUAGCGCAGCCUGCGGAAGGUCACCGCGGUGGAAAGAGAUAGGACCAGCUGACAACGCUGCAUUAGUAACCAACAGGAGGUACGUACCGGACGGCAAGGUCAUUCCGCAAAACGCGCCCCAAAAAAACGGACGCGUGACGAUGAGUGCUCGUAAAAUGUCAGGGGAAAACAAAUCAGCGGACAGUGAAGCCCAAGAACGGUAAGUGUAAACGUGGACUAUGUAAGAGGUCCAUGAGCAAGCCGCAGUGUGAUGAUCCUUUUGCACCCUGCUGUCAGUAUUUUGCUGACUAUUUGUCAUGCGGUUGUCCGCUUGUAGAACGCAGACCGCAAGGAAGGCGCGAAAGGCCGCUCCGCAAGUUACUAAACUGUCAGAGCUUGCGCAGAUCCUUGCUGUGAUCCAGUCGCCAAACCUAGUGCAAUAUCUGCAAGCGAAAGGAGUGCUCGCUUCUGAAGUCAGGUGUCGAUGCCGAAAACCCAUGCAAAUGCAAAUAUUGCGUCAGCACACGGACGGGUUUGCCUUCAGGUAUGCGAAAAUAAUACUUUAAUGCAGUCCGAAGGUGUAACAAAUGCGGAACCAAAAGGGCACUCAGAGCGGGCUCAGUGUUUGAAGGAAGUCAUCUGACUUUACCAACAGCAGUAAGAACGGCCCUAGCCUUUUUGGAGGGCACAGGUGUGAUAAGAUGUGCAGCGCUGGUGGGCAUAAGUGUAACUGCAGCUGUCGAGUGGUAUGACAUCUGGCGGGAUGUCUGCACCAAAGCCCUCCUCAGGGAGGUUAACCAAUUAGGAGGACCUGAAGUGGAAGUUCAAGUUGAUGAGACUAUGAUAACAAGACGAAUAUACAACGUUGGACAACUGAAGAAGCAACACUGGAUUUUGGGUAAGAAUUUCCUAUUAGAUGGCCAUUUCUAGGUAUGUACGAUACAAAGAGAAGGAAGGCGAUCUUCGAGCAAGUGAACGAUCGAAGCUGGUCCUCCCUAAAAGCAGUAAUUAAGAAAUGGGUAGCUCCUGGAAGUGUAAUAGUAACAGACCAAUGGGAGGAGUAUGCCCGUCUAACUGAAGAAGGCUAUCGCCACCUAACGGUCAAUCGUUCUGCCAAUUUUGUCGAUCCGGCCACGAAGAAGAAUGCGAACGCUAUAGAAGCCUAUUGGAAUAGGCUGAAAAAGAAAUUGCGCGAACAUGGACCCGUCAAGGGCACGAAGAUAUGGGCACACGUCGACGAAGCGCAAUACCGUCUGUGGUACGGAGUGAAGGCAAGUAACUUGUCGGAAGCCUGGGAAAGAUUCCUGUCCCAUGUUGCACAAGCAUAUCCGGUCGCUGAAAGCGGCAUCGUAGCCGAAAAGUAAAGCAGUUGACGCUAAGGUAAGCAAGCAAAUAGAAACGAAAUCCUACGUAUAGGUCAAUAUGUGCACACGAAUGA